Metarhizium album ARSEF 1941 is the source of this 1998-nucleotide messenger RNA. RefSeq lists its product as uncharacterized. The transcript has 3 exons. Gene Ontology annotation, cellular component: nucleus. Gene Ontology annotation, molecular function: transcription cis-regulatory region binding; DNA-binding transcription factor activity, RNA polymerase II-specific; zinc ion binding. NCBI's taxonomy places the organism in Eukaryota, Fungi, Ascomycota, Sordariomycetes, Hypocreales, Clavicipitaceae. The record is from RefSeq and is a predicted model, not a curated record. Bases 1 to 1998 code for a protein of 665 amino acids. Gene Ontology annotation, biological process: regulation of DNA-templated transcription; DNA-templated transcription.
AUGAAGCGGGCAAGGUUCGAUUCUUCCCAAGUCAGUCCGCCCAGUGAGUUGGCCGAACAUCAGCCGAAAGUCUCUCGGAAGAUUCGAGCAUGUCAAGCAUGUCAGAACCGCAAAAUCAAGUGUGAUUUGGAGCCUGGUCAAGAGCAGUGUGCGCGUUGCGCCAGGCUCGGCCUCAAAUGUGUGGUGAACAAGAGCCUGCAGACACUGCUGGACAGCGAAAACGAAUGGAAGAAGAACAUCGAGGCCCAGAUGCAGAGCCUCCAAGCCGCCUUGUCGGAGGUCCAGCGCGCCUUGAACAUGCCGCGCCCGGUGCUAACUCAGCUGCCGGGUCUGCAGGCCGGUAUGAACGGCUUCCGAGACGCUGGCCCCGGGCCGUCGAUGCAGCCGGCGCCCCAGACUCUCCCCGACGGGACUGUGCCCAUUCGACCUACCGGGAUGACGAGGGAGAACUCUGUUGAACCGGAAGUGCACGAGUCCGAUGAUCAGGCCAUGGUAAGUGCGCCCAUGGCCAGCCUCUAUGAGGUCACCAAAUUACGCAACGUCCGCAGUGAUCCGUGGGCCAGGAUGCAUCGUCCUCAGAGCCGAUCUCAGAAACCAGACUUCAUAUCCCAGGGGAAGUUCGACCUCCAAGAAGCAGAAAGGCUGUUCACAAGGUUUCGGGAAACGCUGAACGAGUACCUAUGGGGCGGCAUAGCGCUCGAUCACGACAACUUGGAAAGCGCCAGGGCAUCGUCGUCUCUUCUCACAGCGGCGAUUCUUGCCGUGACCGCCCUGCAUGCUCAAGAUGACGGGACGUCCUUUGAUGUCUGCUACGCGAUAUUCCUCGAGCUCGUCAGCCAGGCCAUGUUUGACCGCUACCACACGCUCGACGACGUGCGAGGACUGUGCAUCGGCGCCUUUUACUUGUCAGACUUGAGCUGGAAGCUGUCGGGCCUUGCCGUAAGAAUCGCGACGGAACUCAACUUGCACCAGUUCUGCGCCAUGGCCAUAGGGGACCGUCCAGAGUACGUGGAAGAGGCCAGGCUGUGGUACUUUUUGUACGUGUGUGAUCACCACUUUAGCAUCGCCUACGGCCGUCCACCCGUGAUUAGCGAGAACUCGACGCUGUCCUGUCACGAGGACUUUCUGCGCUUACCCGGAAUUACCAUGUCGGAUCUUCGCCUGCAUAGUCAGGUCGGCGUGUUCAUUAUUCUCAGUCGAAUUUACCACGUGUUCGGGCCGGACCGAUCGAGAAUGAUUGCAAACGACGAGUUCGAGAUGCUGCGACGAUUUGAUGUCGACUUGGCACGAUGGAGGGAUCAGUGGAAGCCUCGACUUGGUAUGACAGUGACAACACCACACCCCGGCCGCCGUAUGUCACCAAAUCCCCACAUCGCGGACUACCCGGCCAAGGGCGUCGUGCUGCACUACCACUUUGCGCGCGUGCAGCUUUUUGCAAUCUGUCUCCGGGGUCUACGGCCCAGCGAGCAGUAUCGAAUGUCCACGGAGCGCCGUGAGUUUGUGAACCUGGCCAUAUGCAGUGCGUUUGCGGCCUUGGAACUCAUCCUCAACGACCCCGACAUGCGGCGGUCGGUGAUGGGUGUGCCUCUGUACCUCCUCACGACCAUUGCGUAUGCUUGCCUCUUCCUCAUGAAGGCGCAAACGCAAUGGCGGUCGGCGAACCUCGACAUCCGGCACGAGACGGUGGCUUCGACCAUAGAAGGCGUCAUCAUGCUGCUGGAGGAGACCAGCCCCUGCGUCCGCCACGUCGCGCACUAUCUCGGGCGCGGGCUCAGCGGGAUGCUCAGCAAGUUCAAAGAACACAACGCCAUGGAAAAGCAGCAGGCCCAGGACGGACAGCCGGUGCCGGUGCCGUACGCCGGUGGUGGAGCGUGGCCCGACUGGAACAGCUGGAUGUUUGGUGGUGCUGCAAACAUGCCGAACCAGUUUGGACUGGACCAGGAUCAACAGUAUGGGCUUAGCUUCUUGGACGCUCUGAGCUCCCAAAUGCCAGGAUGA